Molecule: messenger RNA, 1077 nt
Organism: Penicillium angulare
Lineage: Eukaryota; Fungi; Ascomycota; Eurotiomycetes; Eurotiales; Aspergillaceae
Product: aromatic alcohol reductase
Exons: 4
Coding region: 1-1077 (358 amino acids)
Molecular function (GO): oxidoreductase activity
Source: RefSeq, a predicted model, not a curated record
AUGUCAAAGACCAAAGUUUUGUUGGUCGGCGCUGCGGGUGAAACCGGAGGUUCCAUUGCUAAUGGUCUACUCGAAGAUGGAAGCUUUGAGGUGAUCGCUUUGGUUCGCCCCAUCUCCGUACACAAGCCCGCCAUCUUGAGAUUACAAGACCGUGGUAUCGCAAUCCGCAAAUGCGACCUGAAGGCAUCCGAAGAGCAACUCAUUGAGGCCCUCGCCGAGAUCGAUGUCGUCAUCAGCUGUGUCGGUCCCGCCGAGCAACAGGAUCAAAUCCCACUGGCAAAGGCCGCAAAGGCUGCCGGUGUCAAGCGAUUCAUCCCGUGUGGUUUCAUCACUAUCGCACCUCCAGGUGGUGUGAUGUGGCUGCGUGACGAGAAAGAGAUCGUCUACAACCAGAUUCGUCAGCUCUGGCUCCCCUACACGAUCGUCGAUGUCGGUUGGUGGUACCAGCUGUCCUACCCCCGUCUUCCAUCCGGACGUGUGGAUUAUGCCAUGACUUCCGGUAACGAUGAAAUUAUUGGAGAUGGAAGUGUCACCACCGCCCUGACCGACCUUCGGGAUAUCGGUCGCUACCUGGCUCUGAUCAUCAACGACCCUCGUACCCUGAACAAGAAGAUCUACGCAUACAACCUCACCUCAAGCCAGAAUGACAUCUACAGCCUGAUGGAGGAGAUCGCCGAGGAAAAGAUCGACCGAAACUAUGUCCCCGAAGAAACGAUCUGCAGCAGAGUCCUUGCGGCCCGACAAGCCAGUGAAACAUACCCUUUUGACCCCAUCAAAUUCAUCCCCCGUUACCUCGCCGAAUACCAAUACUCAUGGGGCAUCCGAGGUGACAAUAACCCGGAGUACGCUCGCUACCUCGGUUACUAUUUAACCCCUGAGCUGUAUCCCGAUUUCCAGCCUAGCGACUUCCGCGAGUAUCUCGAGUCUGUGAUCAGAGGUACUGCCAAGGGUGUCUACACCGACCGAGUCAUUUCCCGAAAGCACCAGCGUCACUUUCCCCGCACGGAAUCCAGCGAUUCGCUGUACACUCGCAUUUUCCCUCGGACCGAGUCCAGCGACUCGCUCAUGUCGCGAUGA